CGAGAGGCGGCAUAUGUCCAUAGUUGGAGUUAUCGUGAACAGUGGAAGUAGUGCUAAUUAAAAGUGUUACAAAAUGCUGCGAGCAUAAUAUCGCCAACCAUGAACUACGGUCCAGCUGCAAUGGCAAACACCAUAGAUGGAGAGCGGAACUUCUUCGCGAAGGCCACACAACACUUGGCCAGGGCACUAGCAGGGCAGAAGAAUGCUAAGAUGGAUAAGGUGGCGCGCCUCAUCAGCCUGCUGCCGACGGUGCCGGCCGAGGGCCCGUUCCAAGUGGGCCGACGCGGCCAGGAGGCCGUCUGGGCGCUGGCCAUCUUCCUGCUUGAGUCGCGCCUGCAGCACCUGGACGUCAUCUUGCCGCGCCUGCUCGAGCUGCUCAGCGCCCUGCCGCGUGCCACGCGCUUCGAGGACUUCCGCAUCCACCUCUCUGACCGGCACCCUUCCAGCGAGCGGUUCGCGUUCUGCCUGGCCACGGCGCUGUCGGACGUGGCGGCGCAGCGGCCCGACAAGCGCUCGGCCAUCCUGGCCGCCCAGGUGCGCGUGUUCGCCGACUUGGUGGGCGCGGUGCGCGCGCGCCGCGACAGCCCCGACAUCGGCCCCAUGUCCGCCAGAGUGCAGCUGUGCGCGACGACGGUGCCGCUGCUGAUCGGCCUGGCGCGCGCCAUCGGCCGCUCGUCGGUGCAGGAGCCGCCGCUCUUCUUGCGUAUCUUCCCGCGCCCGGUGCCGCCGCCGGCAGCGCCGGCGCCGCCGCCCGUCGACAGCCGGCCGGCCAAGCGCUCCUUCAGCAACUUCCGCUCCAUCAUCCCACGUUCCAUGAGCAGCAACUUCCCGUCGGGCACCGACCUCAGCGUGGUGGACACGUCGCGCCCGUCGGGACGCGACCCCCGUUCCCGGCCGCCGAUGCUGGCCACACAACCGUCGGUGCCCCUGGACCCGCAGUACCAAUACUUCUGCAAGUUCGGCUCCAGCUUUCAGCCGAGCCAGCCGGCCGUGGCCGGGCAGCGCGAGUGCAAGAACCCGCUCGUGUUCUCCGUGCAGCAGCUGGAGGAAGUGCUCAGCCUGGCCAAGUACCUGCUGGUGAAGGACGUGCUGACCUUCCUAGAUGACCAAGCGACCGACGUCUUCUCGUCGGAGCCGAACGCCAUUUUCCCCUACCAGACGUUCAACGAGAUCCUGAACCUGACGAUCGCCGCCCUGUUGAGGGAGCUGCUGCAGCAAUCAGACGGGUGCGACCUGCCGGCGCCGUUCACCCGCGACGUGCAGGAGUUCAUCAAGGGCCUGUUCCUGUCGGGCCAGACGGAGCUGCAGAGCCGGCAGCAGGACGAGGCCGAGGCCGCCGACCGUCGACACAACUUCCAGGCCGUCAACAAGUACAAGCUCAACGUCCAGGCGAACGCCGCCUGCGUCGAGCUGCUGGUCUGGGCCGUCAAGGACGAGGCUGGGGCGGACAGCCUGUGCAGCCGGCUGACGGAGAAGCUGACCUCGGGCCACGGCCACCGGAUGGUGCUGGCCCACAUGCCGCUGCUGCUGGUCUGUCUGCAGGGCCUCGGCGAGCUGGCGCAGCGGUUCCCAGCGAUCGCCUCCAGCUGUAUCCGCUGCCUGCGAGACUUCCUGGUGCUGCCGUCGCCGAUCCUGACCCGGCUGCAUCGGCAGCAGAGUGACGUCAUCACGCCAUCGGGCCAGAGCAUCACGCUGACAGUGACGGACACGACGGCGGCGGCACGGGCCGGCCGCAGCUCCGACUCUGCCCUGGGGCAGCUGCGAGACGCCGCCAUCGAGAACCUCUGCGUGGCGCUGAAGGCGGGCCACACGUACGACGAGGUCACCAUCAAGGCGUUCGUGGCGUCCGUCUCUAACCGGCUCUUCACCGCCACGCACCGCACGAACGACUACAACCUGAUCACGUACAACCUGAUUAUGGCGCUGGGCCAUGUGGCUGUGGCGCUCAAGGACACGCCGGACACCACCUACUCGAUCCUGCAGUUCUUCAUGCAGAUCUUCUGCCGCCGACCCAGUGAGGUGGACGUGCUGAUCGUCGACCAGAUGGGCUGCAUGGUGCUCGCUCGGAGCGAGCCGCGUGUGUACGAAGAGGUGAUGAAGGUGUUCACCUUGAUCACGGUGGAGUCGAGCAGCACAGCGUAUUCAGAUCAGUCAACCGGCGAUGACCGCGGCAAAGACUACAGGCACGUCUCCCAGCCGGUGAUCAACGCGCUGGCCAACAUCGCGGCCCAGCUGCAGGGUGAGGCUGAGCUGCACGACCUGCUGGUCAGACUCCUGGAGUUGUUCGUCCAGCUGGGCCUGGAGGCCAAGCGCGUCUCUGAGAAGGCCAUGGGCUCGCAGAAGGCGUCCAGCUCGGCCGGCAACCUGGGCGUGCUGAUCCCGGUGCUCGCCACGCUGGUGCGCCGCCUGCCGCCCAUCCGCAGCCCGCGGCCGCGCUUGCACAAGCUCUUCCGCGACUUCUGGCUCUACUCGGUCGUCAUGGGCUUCACCGUACAGGACUCGGGCAUCUGGCCGGUGGAGUGGUACGAGGGUGUCAAGGAGAUGGCUAUCAAGUCGCCGCUGCUCAUCAGCUCCCAGACGUCGUUGGCCUCCGAGAUGCGCGAGCUGCAGCACACCUCCGCGCUGCGUAACGACGCCGUCUCGCUGACGGAGCUGCAGGAGCUGAAGAUGCAGAUCCUCAACUACCUGGAGCACCCGGCCGAUGUGACGGCCGUCAUACACAAGCUCUCGUUCGCCCAGUGUACCUACCUGCUGUCCGUCUACAAGCUGGAGAUGCUCAGGGUGCAGAACCAGGAGGACACGAGCUUCCACGCCAUGUUUGAGUACCUGAACGACCCGGCCAUCCAGAGGGACAAAUACAACAUGUGGCAGUGUAUGAACAGCGUCGGCGAGCGGGUCUUCUCCAGCUUCCUGGACGUGAUGAACGACAAGCCGAAGAACUGCGCGCGUGAGCAGGAGCUGGCGCGGCACGCCCAGUUCCUGCUGGUCCACUUCAACAGCCCACACAAACAGAUCCGCCGUGUGGCCGACAAGUUCCUCUCCCAGAUGGUGGACAGGUUCCCGCACAUCCUCUGGAACGCGACCGUGCUCACCACCAUGCUGGACAUCCUGCAAGUGCUGAGCGAGUCGCUGCAGCAGAAUCCGAACGAGGCGUCGCCGGACCUGCGCGUGCCCGGCGCCCCCUACCGCCUGGUGCUGCAGGAGACGCGCGAGGCGCGAGAGACGACGGUGAAGGACUUCGCCGCGCGCUGCCAGGGCAUCAUCGAGGAGGCCAUGAAGUGGGCGCCUGCUACGACCCGCUCGCACCUGGUCGAGUACCUGCGGCGGCCAGCCGGCGGCCACCACGCCGGCCUAGCGUUGGCGCUCGAGUCGGGUCUGCAGUUCGCCGGCCUCUGCCCGCAGGCCGCCCCGCUCGCCGCGGCCACGCUGGCCAAGCUGCCCGACUGCGUGAAGAACAACAGCUCGGAGCUGGUGGCGGCCGUGGCGCUGCGCUGCAGCUACGCCGGCGAGGUGCGCGGCCUGCAGGCGGCCGGCUCGGCCCGCCAGCUGGCCGCCCAGCUGAGGGACAGCUGGCAGCGGCGCGACGAUGCGCAGCAUGCGCGCGCCCUGCUGCGCGUCACAGCGCUGCUCAUCGACACGCCCGGUCUGGACCGCGAGCUGCUGCACCUGGUGGCCUGGUCACCGGCGUUCGUGUUCACCGAGUCAUCGAUGCGCGCCGGCAUUCAGUGCUGGGAAUGGGUGCUGUCGGCGCGCGUCGACCUGGAGAUCAGCUUCCUCAGAGAGAUGUGUGCCGCAUGGCAGUACACGAUAGACAAGCGUCUGGGCCUGUUCAGUGAGCAGGAGCCGGAGGUGAACCCGCUGGCCGUGUACGAAGGCUGCUCCAUCGAGGCCCGGCCGCCCUAUGUGGUGCCCCACCACCUCUGGGUCCAGUUUCUGCUGGAGCGGGUGGAGAUCGCGCGCUACCGCAGCCAGGACCAGGUGGAGCUGCUCUGUAACCUGCUGCACGGCACGCUGUCGCUCUCCGUGGGCGACCAGCAGAGCUUCAUCACUCGCCAUGUGGCGGCCGUGGGCACGCGCGUCCGCCUGCUCACGUGCGGCCUUAUCCUGCUGCAGGCCGAUCUGCUGCCAAAGACCCAGGGCAAGGGGGCGCUGCGGGAGCGGAUCUAUUACGCGUGCCUGGACUACUUCUGCGGCCAGCCGCGCUUCCCCUCGCCGGAGCAGUCGGCCGGCACGCUGCGCGAGGACAUCACCGUGCUCAUCCGCUUCUGGCAGAACAUGCACUCGGACAAGAAGUACCUCAAGACCAGCAUGAUCGGCGACUUCAGCGAGUGGAACAUCAUGGGCACGCGCGAGGUGGCCUCGUCGCGGCCGCCGGCCAGCGAGUUCAACCCGUCCGUGACGGGCUGGUUCAACACCGUGCCGCUGACGUCCAACAGCUCGACGCUGUCGCGCCGCUCCGCCAAGAACCGGCUCACCAACCCGGACGUCUACGUCAAGGACUACAUCAAGAAGCGCAACCUCAUCCUGGCGCUGCUGUCGGCGGAGAUCGAGCGCCUGCUCACCUGGCACAACCCGCAGAACCGAGCCGAGCUGCACAUCGCCGGCGAGGAGCACAUGGCCACGUGGCGCGCACAGCCCGUCAGCGAGAAACAGUGGCGCGACCACAUCCGACUGGCCUGGGACAUCAGCCCGCCGCUGGCCGUCAUGCUGCCGGAGCGGUUCAAAGAGGAGGUGAUUCGACGGGAGGUGAGCCGGCUGGUGCGCAGCCGACCGCAGGCCGUUUGCCACAUCUCUGAGGCGCUGCAGUACCUCACCACGCCCGAGCACAUCGUCAACGACAUCAUCGAGCUGUCGCACGCGCUCACCUGGGCCAAGCAGCCGCCGGUGUCGGCGCUGGCCUUCUUCUCGCGCCAGUACCCGCCGCACCCGAUCACGGCCCAGUACGCCGUGCGCGUGCUCAGCUCCUACCCGUCCGACACGGUGCUCUUCUACAUUCCGCAGCUGGUGCAGGCCGUGCGCUACGACACGAUGGGCUUCAUCACAGAGUUCAUCAAGCGCGCGUGCGCCAAGUCACAGAUCCUGGCGCACCACGUGAUCUGGAACAUCGAGACCAACAAGUUCCGCGAUGAGGAGGGCCAGGUCAAGGACGCGGACCUGUACGACACCCUGGAGAACAUCCGGAACGCCAUCGUCUCGUCACUGUCUGGGCCGGCCAAGGCGUUCUACGAGCGCGAGUUCAGUUUCUUCCAGAAGAUCACCAAUGUGUCGGCUCAGAUCAAGCCGUUCCCGAAAGGUCCUGCUCGCAAGGAGGCUUGUCUGAAGGAGCUGCACAAGAUCGAGGCUCAGCCCGGGUGCUACCUGCCGCCUAUCCCCGACUGCCGGGUGCUCGCCAUCGACUACAACAGCGGCACGCCCAUGCAGAGUGCCGCCAAGGCGCCCUACCUGGCCCGGUUCCGCGUGGAGAGGUGCGGCAUCAACGAGCUGGAGCAGCAGGCCAUGCUGAUCGGGGAGCCGGCCGAGCGGCGGCCCUCCAUGGGACCCGAGAAGUGGCAGGCCGCCAUAUUCAAGGUGGGCGACGACGUGCGUCAGGACAUGCUGGCGCUGCAGGUGAUCGAGCUGUUCCAGAACAUCUUCCAGCAGGCCGGCCUGGACCUGUUCCUCUACCCGUACCGGGUGGUGGCCACAUCGCCCGGCUGCGGCGUCAUUCAGUGUGUGCCCAAGGCCAAGUCCAGGAGCGACCUGGGCAAGGAGACUGACUUCGGGCUGUUCGAGUACUUCCUCACGACGUACGGCCAUGCGUCCAGUGCCAAGUUCCAGGACGCCCGGCGGAACUUCGUCAAGUCCAUGGCGGCCUACUCGCUGGCGCUGUUCCUGCUGCAGAUCAAGGACCGGCACAAUGGCAACAUCAUGAUCGACGAGGCCGGCCACAUCGUGCACAUCGACUUCGGCUUCAUGUUCGAGUCGUCGCCGGGCGGCAACAUCGGCUUCGAGCCGGACAUCAAGCUGACGGCCGAGAUGGUGAUGGUGCUGGGCGGCCGGCUGGACGCCGAGCCCUUCAAGUGGUUCAUGGAGCUGUGCCUGCAGGGAUACCUGGCCAUCAGGCCGUACUGCGAGGCCAUCAUUUCGCUGGUGUCCCUGAUGCUGGACACCGGGCUGCCCUGCUUCCGCGGUCAGACCAUCAAGCUGCUGCGGGCCAGGUUCGCCACCACCUGCAGUGAGAAGGAUGCGGCCGCCUACAUGACCAAGGUCAUCAACAACUCGUGCCUCAGCUUCCGCAGCAGGACGUACGACAUGCUGCAGUACUACCAGAACCAGAUCCCCUACUAAAGGGAUGCUGUGCUACCAGAACCGGAUCCCGUGUGAGGGGGACGACUCGCCACCGGCACCGGAUCCACACUGUGGUGGUGCUGUGCUGUGGAGCUGGUCCUUCCUUGCAGGCCGCAGCGCUGCUGCGACCAUAUC
Pollicipes pollicipes is the source of this 6462-nucleotide messenger RNA. Its product is annotated as phosphatidylinositol 4-kinase alpha-like. Gene Ontology annotation, cellular component: cytoplasm; plasma membrane. The record is from RefSeq and is a predicted model, not a curated record. Gene Ontology annotation, biological process: phosphatidylinositol-mediated signaling; phosphatidylinositol phosphate biosynthetic process. Lineage: Eukaryota; Metazoa; Arthropoda; Thecostraca; Pollicipedomorpha; Pollicipedidae. Gene Ontology annotation, molecular function: 1-phosphatidylinositol 4-kinase activity.